Messenger RNA from Cornus florida, 2448 nucleotides. Its product is annotated as mannan endo-1,4-beta-mannosidase 2-like. Lineage: Eukaryota; Viridiplantae; Streptophyta; Magnoliopsida; Cornales; Cornaceae. The record is from RefSeq and is a predicted model, not a curated record. Bases 619 to 1944 code for a protein of 441 amino acids. The transcript is spliced from 5 exons. Gene Ontology annotation, molecular function: hydrolase activity, hydrolyzing O-glycosyl compounds.
CAAGAGUAUUGAAUGAGCCUGUUCAGUACAAUAUCAAAGUUGAAGAUCUUACCCAAGGAAAAGAAAAUUUUGAAGAAAAUCUCGGAAAAAACAUGAACCCAGAUCAAAUUGGGCACUGGUAGCUACCAACAUUCCACCAAACACCUCCACGACCAUCUUCAACCUAUUCAAGUUUUACCGUUCUUUUUUGUCAAAUUUGAGUAGGGUCAAGUUGGCUGUACCUUAAUUGGUUCACAUUCCUUUACAAAAACCCAUUAUCAGAUUAGCAAAAUACAAAUCCCCCUCUCUCUAUCUCUCUCUCUCUCUCUCUUUCUCUCUCUAACAGAGUUACAAAUGUAUGGUGAAGUUUCGUAUGGGUGUUUGAUGUUCUGAGCUUAAUUGAUGAUUCUUGAAGUUCUGUGGUAUUCUAAAGUAAUUUUGAGUACCCUUUACGGAAAGGGAUCUGGGUGUCCUUGAAGAUCUUGUUAUCAUUGGAUUUAGGACUAAAGAGAUCUAAAGGGUAUAAAACCCUAAUCUGGGUUUCUGUGUUUUUGACUAUUGCUUAGAUUUGGAGUCCAAAGGGUACUCAAGAAUCACUUCUAGUUCUAGUUUUGGGUGGUGGGGUUUGUUAUUUGAUUUAUGGUUAAGUCACCAGCAAGGAAAAUGGUAUCAGGAAAUGGGCUAUUUUACCCAACAAUUGGCUUUGCUUCAUGUCUUGCUUUCAUUUACCUGUCUUUUGGGGACUUGUGGGUCAAUUUUGAUGAGCAACCAAAGAUGGGUUUUGUGGAGAGGAAUGGGACUCAGUUCAUGGUGGAUGGUAGAGCCUUCUACAUUAAUGGGUGGAAUUCUUACUGGCUGAUGGACCAAGCUGUGGAGGGUUACAGCAGACCCAGGGUCAGAGCAAUGCUGCAAGCCGGUGCGAAGAUGGGGCUCACCGUUUGUCGAACUUGGGCCUUCAAUGAUGGUGCCUAUCAUGCCCUUCAGAUUUCGCCUGGUAGAUUUGAUGAGCAAGUAUUCAAGGCACUGGAUCAUGUCAUUGCAGAAGCUAGACAACAGGGAAUCAGGCUGCUACUGAGCUUGGUUAAUAACUUGCAAGCAUAUGGUGGAAAGACUCAGUAUGUCAAGUGGGCAUGGCAAGAGGGCAUCGGUUUAAGCUCUUCUAAUGAUUCAUUCUUCUAUGAUCCAUCCAUCCGUCUUUAUUUCAAGAGUUAUCUCAAGACUGUGCUGACAAGGAAGAAUACUAUCACUGGAAUUGAAUAUAGGAAUGAUCCAACCAUCUUUGCAUGGGAGCUAAUUAACGAGCCCCGCUGCAUUACUGAUCCUUCUGGCGAUACUCUCCAAGAAUGGAUAGAAGAAAUGUCAACUUUCGUGAAAUCAAUUGACAAGAACCAUUUACUGACUUUGGGCCUAGAAGGAUUUUAUGGCCCUAAAAAUCCCAAAAGGUUGACAGUCAACCCCCCAGAAGAGUGGGCAUCCAGACUUGGAUCUGAUUUUAUUCGCAACAAUGAGAUCUCAACCAUUGAUUUUGCCUCAAUUCAUAUAUAUCCUGAUCAGUGGUUAAAGGCGCAAAAACUUAAUGUUAAGCUGAAAUAUAUCUCCAAAUGGAUGGCUUCACACAUUGAAGAUGGUGACCAGAAACUGAAGAAACCUGUCAUGUUUACUGAAUUCGGAUUGUCAAACCUGAACAAGGAUUUUGAGCCUUCUCAGCGGGACAGGUUAUACAAAACUGUUUUUGACGCCGUAUACAAAUCUGCAAAGAAAAAGGGGUCUGGGGCUGGAUCUUUCGUCUGGCAGUUCUUGAUUGAGGGAAUGGAAGAGUAUAACGAUGAUUUUGGGGUCGUCCCAUGGGAAAGGCCAUCAACAUAUCAAUUGAUUACAGGACAUUCAUGUAGGAUAGCAGCAAUUCAGGGUGCUUUGGUUUCACAGAAGACACACUUGAAAAAACUGUGUUUGCGAAGGCGGUGAAAAUCUUAUUCUUCCGGUGGAGAAACGAAUUUCUUUGUGCGGGGAAAUUUGGUUUUCUUGAAGUACUUUCUGAAGGUUGUUGAAUGCAGGGAAUUAGUUCUGUACCAUGUUCGUUCAUAGCUAGUUAAUACACCUCAAACUUUAUGGAACAGAAAUUCAAAAAAAAAAAAGGCACAAAUUUUCAUAAAUUGUUCUGAAAUGUAGUGUUUUGGAGAUUGUCAAUAGAUUUAUUAAGGAUCAACUCCUAAAAGAAGCGUGAAUUAGAGUGAUAGAUAUGUUAGGCCAUGGCUGAAUUGUACCAUUUGCAAGACGAUUUCAGUUAGUUAUAGAAUUUGAAGUUUGAAGAACAUUGAAAGCCUUUUUACUGCCUCAUGCCCAUUAGGAGGACUUCAUAUGGUGUGUUAAUGUUUCAUUUUAUCCUCUGUCAUAGCCAUUAUUAAUUUAUUUUCGACAUAGUUGUAUGAUAAUCUCUCGAUAUUAUUAUUUCUAGUAUUUUCCUGUUCA